Anopheles cruzii is the source of this 8454-nucleotide messenger RNA. RefSeq names its product transcriptional regulator ATRX-like. Bases 1 to 8355 code for a protein of 2784 amino acids. Gene Ontology annotation, cellular component: nucleus. Gene Ontology annotation, molecular function: ATP hydrolysis activity; ATP-dependent chromatin remodeler activity; ATP binding. The record is from RefSeq and is a predicted model, not a curated record. The transcript is spliced from 13 exons. Lineage: Eukaryota; Metazoa; Arthropoda; Insecta; Diptera; Culicidae.
AUGUCCCCAACCACUUCUUCUGUUGGAGUAUCGGCUUCGAUAGUCGAGGAACCGGAUCUUUUCAAUGAUGUCGAAAUAAUGGAGGUCGGGGAUUUUAACACAGAAGGCGAUGAAAAUUAUAUCGCUGUCGAGGUACUGUCGGAAAAUGACGACGACGAUGGCAAAUCUUCGUUGGACACAAUACCGAUGGAAGGACCGGACUUGGAAUAUCAAAUGGACUUGUUGGAGGACGCGAAAGACACUUGUCGCAGUAUGUCCGGGGCAUCCGAUCGGGGAGCGAGCAAUGACGGAGGGGCGUCGUUGGAGGGUGAAGCUACCCUACAAACUCAUGGCUUCCUGGCGGACCAUGAGUAUCUCGUGCGGAAAAGUUUUAACCUCGUUGGUGGCGGUGAACCAAGCAAGCCGACGUCCAAGAAGGUCCAGAGUAGCAGCGAACGUUUUAGCGUUUCGUACGAUAUGGAUAUUCGAACGCAAGAUCUGUUCAACGGGGAACAAAGCAGUAGCACCAGCAGUAGUAGUGGCAGGUCCAGUAUUUGUGAAGAGGAUAACACACCACUGUCAGCACCGGUCUCUUCUGUGAUGAGUUGCAAAAGAGGAACGACCAGUAACUCCGCUGUGAAUAGCGAUACAAUGGUCACGUAUGACUUAGAAGGUGAGUUCGCCUUUGCGCGGAACGAAAUCAUUGGAGGCGACUCGGAUGUAUCAUCGCCAGAGGAGGAUGAAAAUGAUAACGUACUGCUGUCGGUACUCGGUCCACUAGAAGCGUGUAUAAAAAGUGAAAAUAUUACGGAGACGACGUUUGAAAACGAUCAUGCCUACGCCACGCCAGUGGUCAUCAGUGAUGAUGAAAGCAGUGAACUUUCACCUUCGCCGGAUACGGAACCACUAGAUAAGCUGAUCACACUCGGAGAGCGGUUUAGAAAUCUUCUGGAGCAAUUCUCAAUGCAAAAUCCGCAGCAAAGAGCACCGAACAAUGGUAAACGGGAUAAGAUUAGCCAACUGAAUGUGAUGCUAGAGAACGUUUCGGAGCAGAUGCGAAAGUUAUCGUCACUGGGAAAUACCGGUGCGUCGUUUGGCCGUAACUGCGUAACAGAGUGUGCCGUGCAAACCGUUGAGUCCUCUUGGAGUUCAGUGGAAGGAUCCGAUCGAGAACGUGCGCUAAAUGAAAAGUAUAAGCAAAAAAUGUUGGCGGCAUCGAAUAGCAAAAGCUCCACUUCACCCUCUUCAUCGUCCUCGUCUUCUUCAUCCUCAUCAUCAUCAUCAUCUGGCAGUACUACUUCAUCAUCUGUGGAAAGCUCGGAUAUCGAGGACAUUAUGCACGAUUUUGAUCGGCGACGAAGGUUGCGAAAAAGUGCAAAAGAAAGCGAAAAGCAAUCUGCAAUGUUAAACGAUGAGGCUAAACGGACCGGCCAUAAAGACCCGAUAUACUCGGAUAGCAGUUCCGACGACGAGGAGAAUAAUGCCACUUCGAAAGAGCCUCAAGCUGUUGCUGCUGAUGGCGAAGAGAAUCUGCUCGACGAAGUGCUCAGUGGAGUGGACGACAUAAUGCUUGAUGUGCACGACAUUCUGCCAGCGGCGGAAGGAGUCGUUCAGGAUUUUCUCGAAAAAGGAGACGCUAGAAAGCGCGAGGAACUGUUGGCGGAAAGAAACAUCGAGCGGAUGAAAGGAACCCAUAAUGUGAGCACGCUGGAUCAAGCGGCCAAAAAAACCGUGCCGAAGGCAGGAAAACAAUCUCGAGAUCGGAUGAGCAAAAACGUCCAGGACAUGACGGAGUCUGAGCUUGAAGAAUACUACAACGACCAGCAGGACAAAGAAAUUGAACGGUUGUGUAACAUCAGCACUCUGAAUGUGUGCCGCAAUGCAGUGGCCACUACCGCUGUACCGGUUGCACCUGUUACGAAGACUAAAGAUGGCCAACAGCAGAAGAAAAAAUCGAACGAUACCAUGGACGAAUUUUUAAACAAUGAGGAUAGCAAUAGUACCAUGCCGAUGGAUGAUGGCGAUGAGCUGCAUCUAGGCGAUAAGGAUAAACACAUUGCGGCAGAACCACUGAAUGUUAGCGAUAGUGAAGAAAUUAUAACGGAGGAACAGUUCCUACGGAACCAUAAUGAAACUAUGAAGCAACAGUUGCUAAAUCAGCUGAGCAGCAGUGAUACCAGUUCCGAGUCGUCGAAUGAUAACGACGAGGAUAGUGCUACCGAUAGACGCGACGAUGCACUGGACGAUUCCGACAACGAAUCGGCAGGAUCCGUGGAGUUGGAUAAUUUUCUGAAAAGUCUCGAGAGCCGUAAAAAACGGACAAAGGGCUCAGAAAACCAUGCGGCGGCUGUGAAGGAUCAAUCAAAAGCGGAAAACGGGUCGGCUAUCUUGGAUAAGCAAUCGGCAAUCGGCAGUGGGAGCGAUAAGACCACUGACAGUGGUACUGUCGAAGCAGAAGAAUCCCAGCAAAGGCACCAGCCAGACAAGCAAAACAAGGCGCAUUUUGUAGAUCCAAAAGAUAAGGCCCUGUUUAGCAAGGGACUUUUCGAAGAGGUCAACGAUUUGCUUCGCGAGGAAGCCGGCGAAGGGAACGCGAAGGAUCCUUUCCCACCUGCGAGGUCACGCAAGCGAAAAGACUCUCUCGAUACGCUUCCAUUAUCGCCACGAUCGGAUAGGGAUCGGGCCGAGCGAGGGGCAGAGAGCGGUGAUUCCGAUGUCGAGCUGUUGGACGAAACGCUAGGCAAACAGAAACGACCACGACAAAACAACUCUCCAUCGCUUCCAGGGGAUCCCUUCGACUUUAGUGCGGCACUAGCCCCACAGAACAGUAAAGCGCCGGCACCACAAGGCGUUGCGGGCAAUCAGACGGCUGCUGUAGAAUCGGUGGCGAAGCCUAACAAUGUUACCGAUGCUCCACCGGCCAGCGUACCUGAAGCGUCAGCCAACACCACGAGACGGAAAGCUUCCAAAGAUGACGACUGCAUCAGCUUGAGCUCGGACAGCGAAGACGAAUCCCAGCUGGUGGCAGCGCCAGAAAAUGAGAAGGAAAUGCCACCAGAAAAUGAGCAUAAACGAAAAAUUCGGGCCAUGCUCACCAACGACGAGUUGGCCGAGGAAACGAAGAAAGCCCAGAAGGAAGAGGAGGGUCGCGUGGCGAGGCUGAAAAAGAAGAACGAACAGCUGAAAAAGUUUCUUGCCACCUUCCAGCCGGGCCCGGAGGAAAGUGACUUGGUGCUCGACUAUGACUCGAAGCAGGGGAAAGCCAUUUGCGUGCAUCCCGACAUUGUGACGCUCCUGAAACCGCACCAGGUGGAAGGCAUCAUUUUUAUGUACGACAACACGUACGGUUCGGUCGACUCGGUCGGAAAGAAUGCUGGUUCCGGGUGCAUCCUGGCGCACUGUAUGGGCCUGGGAAAGACGCUGCAAAUAAUAUCACUGCUGCACACCGUAAUGCGCUUCCCGCAGUUGCUCACGCGCCGCAUCUUGGUCAUAUGCCCGAAGAGCACGGUGAUGAACUGGAAGGAGGAGAUUCACCGGUGGCAAGACAAGGUACGCGGUGGCCAUCGGUUGAAGGUGUUCUGCUUUUUGGACGUUAGCUCGCAGCUUGAUAAAAUACGCGUCUUGCGCGAGUGGCACAGCACGCCUCCGCCGCGCUGCGGAGUUAUGCUGAUCGGUUACGAGGCGUUUCGAGCACUGAUUAACUAUGAACGCCGGAAGCGACCAGUGGGCGCUUCGAAAAGCAGAGUGGAAUACAUCCAGAAGGCGGUCAAAGAACUGUUACUCAAUCCUGGGGCCGAUCUGGUGAUUUGCGACGAGGGUCACCAGAUUAAGAACAAACGGUCGGCGAUCAGCGAGGCGGUGUCGAAGAUCAAAACGAGGCGUCGUAUCGUGCUGACCGGAACACCUAUCCAGAACAAUCUGAAGGAGUACUAUUGUAUGGUGAACUUCAUCAAACCUUCGUUUCUGGGAAGUGAUAGGGAAUUUAACAAUCUGUACGCGAAUCCGAUCAAAAAUGGACAGCACAAAGACUCGGACCAGCGUGCGAUCAAAAUUAUGAAGCAGCGUUCGUACGUGCUGCAUAAUAAACUUUGCAAAUUCGUACAGCGAAAGGAAGCGGCGGUGCUGAAGGAUUUCCUUCCGGAGAAAUAUGAGUAUGUUCUUUUCGUUCCCCUGACGCCGGUUCAAGAAAAAAUGUACGAAGUGUUUCUUCAGAUGAACGAGUACACGUCGAGCACUGAUCAACCUAAUGAGACGGGCAAGACGAAAAAAUUUAAGCUGAUCGCGGAUUACACGUCACUGCGGAAGAUCUGGACCCAUCCGAAGGUGCUCGAGAAAGCGUGGGAAUCGGCGAUUCAGGAGAAAAAUCGAAAGGAUGCUGCACGCAAAACGGCCUCUCCAGAUACGGACGACGAGUCGCCGGACGAUAGGAACGAUAUCAUCACCGGCCAGCUGUCGGUCUUGAACGACUGGUGGCGACAGUAUCUGGGUGAAGCGGAUCUAGAGUCGCUGCUGCCGAGUAACAAACUUUGGGUCAUGUUCGAAAUACUGAAGCAGUGCAACGAUCGUGGUGAAAAGUGUUUAAUCUUCUCGGCGUUCGUUGCGGUUCUUAACGUGGUUGAGCAUUUCAUGGCCAAAAUUCACAACCAGGACAACGAUCCGCAGCACUCGGAAGCGUUCGCUUACAGCGCCUUCAAGGGUCCGUGGGAGCUGGGCAAAGAUUACUAUCGGCUCGAUGGCAAAACGAACAAAACGUUCCGACACCGGUUGAUCCGAUCGUUUAACGAUCCGCAAAACACACGCACCAAGUGUUUCCUGAUCUCGGCCAAAGCCGGCGGCCAAGGCAUCAAUCUCACCGGGGCCAACCGGGUCAUCAUUCUCGACACGUCCUGGAAUCCCUCCAACGAUCAGCAAAACAUUUUCCGAAUCUUUCGAUUGGGCCAGAAGCGCAAGUGUUACGUGUACCGGUUGCUAGCGAUGGGCACCAUGGAGGAAAAGGUGUACUCGCGUUCGGUCACCAAGCAGGCGCUCAGCUUCCGUGUCGUCGACGAGCAACAGGUCGACCGGCACUACCGAUACGAUGAGCUGGCCGAGCUGUACAAUCUGAAAAAGGUAGCAGACAUGACGCGCGAGACACCCAUUUUGCCGGCCGACGAUUUGCUGGCCUCGUUGCUGCGCAACUUUCCAAACCAAGUAUUCAAGUACCACGAGCACGACUCACUGCUCGAGAACAAACCUGAGCAGGAUCUCAGCGAGGAAGACAAGAAGGAAGCGUGGGCCGCGUAUGAACGCGAGAUACAGAACAACGAGAAGCCACCGUAUCCGGCACAGUUGAACAUGAUGACCCCCGGACUGUUCGGCUACAGUCCGGGACUGGCGUCGCUCUACUCCAGCAUGAGUAUGUCGGGCAUACCCGGCCUGCCGCCGAUGGGCAGUGACAUGUUCAGGACGGAUUACUCCUACAAUAGCUCCCUGAACCGAUCGCUUUAUCCGUACAGUAGUCAGCAGUACGCGAUGUUAAGUGAUCCAGCUUAUGCAUCGAUGUGGUCGAAACCCUAUGGUUCCUACCCGAUGGGCGGUCCGGGCAGCAUGAUGGACUUUGGAAUGGGAUCUCAUGCCCCACACCCGUCCUUGAUGAACGGUGGACAAUCGCUCCCCCCCGUGAAUGCCCCCGGAGUGUCUGGCGCUGCAGCUGGCGCGUCCAAACCGUACGAUGCUACGGCGGCUUUAUCGCAUCUGUACAAUUUGUACAGCAAAUCUACUGGCGGUACUUUGGGCUUACCGUCGCUCGCUAGCCUGAGCAGCUCGGGUGGAACAAUGAACCAAAGGACAUUGACACCACCAUCGAGCACAUCGACGCUGGCAGGUCUUGCGGCGCAAUAUGCCAAUCCCAACACCACAAACACCGGUACCGGCAUUAGCGGUAACAGCGCCCAGUACAAUGCUCUAAAGCAAAUCAGUGACUACACUGCGGGGCCCAAUCAUCUUGCGCAUCCACCAGUCCCACCACUAGCACCACAAUCACAACCGUCCGUAGUUCCCCCAUCGGCAUCGGCACCGUUACCGCCAAACCCAUCGUCGGCGGGGUUGAUAAUAUCCGAGGUAACGUCCCUGUCCAAUCCGCUGCACGCCGCUUCCACCGGUCGAACGAACAACGGGCCUUCGACGGCGACGGCGUCGUUACUUAGCAUGCUCAACGAGCAGCAAGCCCAUCUGGCCGCUUCUCUGGGACCGGGAGCCUCCAGUCCGUUUUCACCCCGCAGUGCUCCGUUGCUACCUCCGACGCUCGAUAAUCCGCUGAGGAACUUUUCCGCUGCCUCCAAGCCACAGUCCGCCCAAAGCAGCUCGAUCGCGGACAUGGUAACGAACCAUGGGAACCUUGCAACCAACAGCGCCAGCCCCGCAAACAGCAGUAGUCGCCUCACGCCGGCCACAUCCACCGCAAGCAGCAGCAGCAGCCUACCCUACAUCACAUCGGUCAUUUCGAUGGCUCGGGAGAAUGAAAAGGCACAAACAGAACAACAGAAUGGGAAAACACCGAUCAGCUACGUGCUACCACCGCUGUCUCGUGCCAAUGUUGGCGGAAAAGUGAAAACAGGCAGCGUUGGCAACAAACCACGAACAAAAACUCCCGAUCCGGCCACCGUAAGUAAAGCGCCAAGCGUUUCGCCACUGACCACGAUCAUACCGAGUGACGACGAGGAUGCAGAAAGACCGGGUGGCUUGCAGAGUAAUGGAAGCAAAAACGGAACAGCAUCAAACACCGAGGGAACACAUUUCGAUCCAACGGAGUUGACGCGUUUGGCGAAAAAUCUAUUUAAGCGUGCGAAAAGUAUUGGAAACUUGCGGCAGCAACCAUCACCAACUGGCAGCAACACGGUGGUACCGUUCGAGAAGACUAAAGCUCCGGCCCCGUCAAACCCUUUCUUGAGUGGUACGGCUACGGUGUCGAGCAUCAGCAACAACAAAACGGCUCUAGCGUCACUGGGAACCACAGCUGCCAAAGCGACGAAUGAUAAAACGGCAACCCCACCGCCCAUAGUGGCCGGCCCGGCUGGACCAUUAACGGCGGCAAGUCGUUCGAAAAGUUCCACCACUCUGACCGGCACAACCACGUCCGAACCGAGUAACGUGAUCAGCGUCGCAUCGAGUGAAGUACUUUCAAAACCAGCACCCGGUGGCCAACCGGCUGCCAAGCCCCAUUUCAACAGCAUACAGGUUACAUCCGUAAACGCCAACACGCCUACUACGACGAGAUACAUGCCGGUCUCGUCUAGUGGAAGUACAAACACAGUUACCGUGAAACAAAACCCACCAGCAGCAACAGCUACCAGUAAUACAGUACCGAAACCUAUACAGCACCGCCCGAUGCCGGUUAGUGCUACACCGGCCCAGGUCGGAACGGGGGUUAACACCGGGGUCAUUGUCAAGAAAUCCGUUAUAUCAAGAAUCGUACCUAACCCUGCUUCCGUUCGAGUGCAACCGAUCAGCACCCCGGCGCUGAAGACGGUUUCGGCUGCAAAUGCAACCGGGGCAACACAUCGAACGUCCACGACACCUCCUGUUGUUAACCGUACGGCCAAAGGCCCAACCGUUAUCAACGCCAACCCGAAUAACAUUCGAGCAACGGUUCCCGGUUCGAGCAGCAUCACCAUCACGAAGACAACCUCCUCCACAUUACCUACGAUCGCAGUACGUCCCGUGUUGGGCACGGUCCCAGCAGGCAUGAUGAGUUCCAUUCCCAAGCAUAGGCUCCCUGCUCCUUUGACAACCGGAACCGGUGUUGGCAUUACAGGAGCCACCAGUACCGCAAGACCGCUGAGCUACACAUUCAAUGAAGCUAGUAAAGAGUACACCAUCACGAAAGCGACCGCUGCUCCCACUAUUCGGCAGAUAUUGCCCAACCGGCAGCCAGUUGUGGUUAAAAACUCUUCCACGGUUUCCCCAGUAACGAGUGGACCGAGUAGUGACAAAAUCAGCACACUGUCCAACGCUGCCCCGGUAAGAACUGCUUUUCAGGCGUCGACCUCGCAGAGCGGAGCUGCUAGUAGCCCCACCACUCCGCCAGUGCGAACCAUCCCGGCCGGUGCCACAAACAAUGUGUUUAUUCGUAAGCGAAAACCCGAUACCGCCCUUUUGAACAGUUUGAAGGCGAAAAACUGUUCCAUCUCGAUCAGCGAGGUGCGUUCCGACGCGGCGGCUCAAUCUGAUGCUCCGCCAAACAAACGGCCCAGGCUAGAUGAGGUCACCGCAAAAGGUCCGCCAACACCGACGUUCGUGGGAAGUAAUCGGAUGGGAGCGGGCAUAACCAUAACCCAGAAAAAUGUCCCUAUCAAAAACCCCAUAAACACAACUUUGGAGGUGGUCGAGAUCGAGUAAAUCGGUGACCGUGUCGCUGAUAUGCAGCAUUCAAUGCUCUGGAAUCUUUUAUUGUGUAUUAAAACUACCACCGUAGAAUUAAACACAUUUAUGUAUUAA